Rattus rattus (black rat) is the source of this 2041-nucleotide messenger RNA. It is a transcript of the gene Tesmin, whose product is annotated as testis expressed metallothionein like protein. The coding region runs from base 33 to 1460 and encodes 475 amino acids. The transcript is spliced from 9 exons. The record is from RefSeq and is a predicted model, not a curated record. Lineage: Eukaryota; Metazoa; Chordata; Mammalia; Rodentia; Muridae. Gene Ontology annotation, cellular component: nucleus. Gene Ontology annotation, biological process: regulation of DNA-templated transcription.
CGUCGUGUCGCUGUUCUCCGGUCCCUGUGGCCAUGGAGGACGCGCUGCUCGGCGCCAUGACUGGCCCCGAAGACGAGCUGGGCGCUGAGCUGUUCGGGUCGGAGCGUGCGUUCGCGGACGGGCUGGCGCUGAGCCCCGCGGGGGGCGCGGCCGACCGGGAUGAGCUGCCCGUGCUGGCCGACGCCUACCUGGGCGCCACCGAGCCGGGGGAGCCGCUGCUGCGUGCGCUCAGCCCCCCGCCGGGCGCUGAGGUACCGGCCGCCUUGCUUGGCGACUUCCCGGGGCUGCCCGAGCUCCGCAGCUCAGACGACGCGGCUCCGCCUCCCGCCUACAGCGUGCACGUGCUGUCGUCGUUACUUCCCGGUGCUCGCGGGCCCGCGCUGUUGCCGCUAAGCGCCGGAGUGCGCGUGAUCCCAGUAGAAAUCAAAGAGGCAGGUGGCGGUGUGCCAGGCAGCAGCCCUGAAGAUGCAGCUUUCCAGGCCCCUCUGGCUCAGGAAUCCUGCUGCAAGUUCUCAUCAUCCCAGGAGGCAGAGGAGGCCUCCGGCUGCCCUCGGAAAAAAGACUCCAGCCCCAUGGUGAUUUGUCAGCUGAAAGGAGGUGCCCAGAUGCUCUGCAUAGACAACUGUGGUGCGAGGGAGCUCAAAGCACUCCAUCUACUUCCUCAAUAUGAUGACCAGAGCAGUUUCCCACAAUCAGAGCUCCCUAAGCCAAUGACAACUUUAGUGGGAAGACUUCUGCCAGUACCAGCAAAGUUAAAUCUCAUCACACAGGUCGAUAACGGAGCUCUCCCAUCGGCUGUCAAUGGGGCUGCUUUUCCCUCCGGACCUGCUCUGCAAGGCCCACCCAAAAUAGCUCUGGCUGGGUACUGUGACUGCUUCUCCAGUGGGGACUUCUGCAACAGCUGCAGCUGCAACAACCUGCGCCACGAGCUCGAGCGCUUCAAAGCCAUUAAGGCGUGUCUUGAUAGAAAUCCUGAGGCGUUCCAACCAAAAAUGGGGAAAGGCCGGCUGGGAGCUGCUAAGCUUCGACACAGCAAAGGGUGCAACUGUAAGCGCUCAGGCUGCCUGAAGAACUACUGUGAGUGCUAUGAGGCCAAAAUCAUGUGUUCUUCCAUUUGCAAAUGCAUUGCUUGCAAAAACUAUGAAGAAAGCCCAGAGCGAAAAAUGCUGAUGAGCACACCCCACUACAUGGAGCCUGGGGACUUUGAGAGCAGCCACCAUCUGUCCCCAGCCAAAUUCUCAGGACCUCCAAGACUGAGAAAAAAUAGGCAAGCCUUCUCCUGUAUCUCCUGGGAGGUAGUGGAGGCCACAUGUGCCUGCCUGCUGGCCCAGGGUGAGGAAGCAGAGCAGGAGCGCUGCUCUCCAAGCUUGGCUGAACAGAUGGUCCUGGAGGAGUUCGGAAGGUGCCUGUCGCAGAUUCUCCACAUCGAGUUCAAGUCCAAGGGGCUGAAAAUUGAGUAGAGUGCAAGCUGGUAAAGGGGAAUGCCUGUGGCAAGCCUCAGCCCUGGGGAGUCUGCACGGAGGAAGCUGGUGCAGAGGGAGGGAGGAGCAGGAGGCCCCACAUCAUGGCCAGGUCAGCUGUGAGGUCUGAGUGAUCUGCAUGGGUCACUUUUCAAACGCUUAGUCGUACCUCCACUCCGUUCAAGUUGUUACGAGCCAGCUUCAAGUUAGAGAGCUAGGCUCUGCAGGUGGACUCUGCCUGAGUCACACACAGGUCAGGUGGCCAGCAGGGCUCUUCCAGGCCAGGCCUGUGACAGGAGAUAUGGGAGGGGGGUCAGGUUGGAGCUGGGUUUGUUUGGGGUGUUUUGUUUUUGUUUUUCUGUAUUUCUGCUUGAAGUGGGAAAACUUGUCUCCUGUCCAACCCUCUUCUCCAUAAUUACUGCAGCACUGUCGCCUGCAGACCAGUCACAGUGACCUCACACACCAGCAGGUGAGGUGGGUUAUUAUGCCCACACUUUGUGUGUUGUUGUGAGAGUAAACCUUUCCAGAUUCCCGGUUGGAACUAGGUUAGUAGCUGAAAAUAUAUUUGUCUCAAUACCCAC